Akanthomyces muscarius is the source of this 1830-nucleotide messenger RNA. RefSeq lists its product as uncharacterized. The coding region runs from base 1 to 1830 and encodes 609 amino acids. NCBI's taxonomy places the organism in Eukaryota, Fungi, Ascomycota, Sordariomycetes, Hypocreales, Cordycipitaceae. The transcript has a single exon. The record is from RefSeq and is a predicted model, not a curated record.
AUGCGAACUAUUCAGCUUACUGUCGACUUGACGGACGUCCCGCGCCGUCUCGCCCAUGUCGAGGCCAAUUUGCCCGUGCGGCCCAACACCACGGCCAGCUUCACGACGCCUCUUUGGCUCUGCGCCUCACACAAGCCUAAUGGACCUGUCAAUCGCAUCGCAGGUCUCACAUUUACUGCCGACCAUGGCAACCGGACGCUUAAGUGGCGUCGCGAUUCCACACAGCUUCAUAUUUAUCAUGUCGACAUUCCAAGCGGGGUGACAACGGUGCACGCUGGAUUUGACGCCAUCAUGAAGGGGCAUCUCACAAGGCGCAUGGCCAUGGCCUCAUGGGAAUCAUUCAUGAUGCACCCAGCCUACUGCCAGGUGUCAAGGACUCCCAUUCAAGCUACAAUUCGGAUCUUGGGACAUUGGGACUACGCUACCUGCCUUCUGGCUGAGGCGGAGGCUGCCUCUGACGGCGCACACAGAAUAAUAAAAUUCAAGCCAGUGUCAGCAGAGAGACUGGAAGACUCGCCUGUGCUGAUAGGACAGUACCUCAGCCAGAACAAUAUUACCAAGGACGGCAAGCACCAGCUCUGCGUCGCCUUUAGCGAACCGGAACUUAUUGAAACCCCUCGAAAACGGCUCGACAAGCUCAGAAGACUCAUUGAUGAAGCCACAGCGCUUUUUGGCUCAGGGCCUUACCAACAGUACAAGUUUCUGUCCAUCUCAUCGGACAUCCUCCAGCCAGGGGAACAGCGAGCCGACGGAGGGGGCAUAGAGCAUGCCGAGUCGUGCCACCUCCUAACUUCAAGCAGAGUCUACGCUGAUGAUGACCUUUUUGACUGGAUGGGUGAACUCUUUUGCCACGAGUAUGCGCAUGUGUGGAACGGCAAGUAUCGCCGUCCGGCGGGCCACGUGCCGAGCGACUUCACUACGCCUCUCGAUGGCACCUUAUUGUGGGUAUAUGAAGGCCUUACAAACUAUUAUGGCUAUGUGCUAGCCGCGCGAUCUGGUUUAUCGGCCCAGAGCACUAUUAAAACUAAAUUCGCUAUCGCCAUCGCCGAUAUGCAGUGCCAAUCGGGUCGGGGCUGGCGGCCGACUGAAGACACGGCGACGGGCGUGGCCCUUAAAGCCACAGGGCCGAGCGGAUGGGAGAGCUACCUGCGUGGCGCUGACUACUAUGAUGAAGGAACCCUGCUCUGGCUUGAUGUCGAUACCCUGAUCCGAGAGCGUAGCCGCGGAACUAAGACGCUGGAUGACUUUGCACGCAGGUUCUUUGGCACGGCUGGCGAGAGGCAGCCGCUUGUCGUUGCUUACACAUUGAACGAGGUCGUGUCAGCACUUGAAGAGACGCUGCCACACGACUGGGCAGCCUUCAUCCAGGAGCGCGUACAGACGCCACAGGCGCAAGCCAACCUAGCAGGCUUCAAGCGCGCCGGCUAUAAUUUCUGCUACACGGACAAGCAGAUUGAGUCGCCCGUGCCUAACGCGCAGCGCCGACACUCUGUUUGGCACUCGCUAGGCGUACGCGUCGCUGAAGACGGCACCAUCGUCGACGUGCAACGCUUCAGUCGGGCGGACGAGGCUGGCCUAGCGCCUUCGCAAAAGAUUACGCGCGUCAGAGGGAACAAGUAUAGCCUAGAUGAGCUCACAGCAGCGAUUGUGGUGACACAAGGGCAGCCUGAUGGUAAAGUGCAGCUAAGUCUUAAGGGCGAUGAAGAAUCGUGGGAUACAGCAAUCAACCACGGCACUGGCUUAGUAUACCCUACUUUAGAGCCUCACGGUGGACCAGACAUUCUCGGGAGUAUUUUAGCCCCAAAAACUAUAGAAAAAGAAUUUAUCUAA